This is a messenger RNA of Echinococcus granulosus, 603 nucleotides long. RefSeq lists its product as hypothetical. Lineage: Eukaryota; Metazoa; Platyhelminthes; Cestoda; Cyclophyllidea; Taeniidae. The record is from RefSeq and is a predicted model, not a curated record. Bases 1 to 603 code for a protein of 200 amino acids. The transcript is spliced from 5 exons.
AUGCUUACUAUCAAUAGUGAAUCAAGAGUGUAUUAUAAAGCCAAGACUAACAUCAUUUACACCAAAUCCAAGAUGGAGCACUUACAAAGAGGAUAUUACAAGCGUUUUUUGGUGGAAGUGAACCCAAAGAAAGGCCUUGAUGUCAUGCAAAAUAAUCAUUUUUUGAAGAUGGUUUACGUCAAAUGUUUUAAUGCGGAGGAGGAUGCUCGCCUUGUAGACCAUGUAUAUACUAAAACCUUUUUUUCAACAAAGAAGCUAAUUUUGCACAUGCAGAAUUUUCCAAUUUUCCCUUUGCCUGUUUUGCUGCGCCACCUUGCAAUUUUGGCAAAUAACUGCCCAUUUGCAAACUAUGUAAUUGUGGGUUUAGAGAAACUCAUUAACGCUGGCUUUGCACUAUUGGAAAGAGUCGGUUCGGUAAAGGAGAGCACACAUACAGCACUUACUUUUACACCUAUAGAACGCCAUUUAAGUACCAUUGAAAAUGUCAUAUAUGCCGCCUAUUUAGUGCAAAAGAUUUCAAAUGUGGAGUGCAUUUGUCAAUCUCUCAAAAAAAUAUCCCAAUUUCUCGUUCUAGUAAGGUAUUAUGAUGUACACUUCAGUUAA